GGCGUCGAAACUUCGUCUCGGCUCGCAGAUAUCUGAUCUUGGCUCAGGGAUGUUCCAGCUGUUAAGUCAUAUGAUCACCAUGUGGUUUGAUCAUGACGUCCGACUGUGUUAGGCGAAGUCCAGAGCGUCCCAUACUAUUGACCACUUUCUAAAAGCCUCCUAGGCCAAGCUCCAGUUCAAGCUUGUCAACCUAUAUGAGCUUGAUUCCUUUGGAUCAUGACAACUCGUUGUCACCAUUGAGAUCAGAGUUCCUCGCCACGUGUUUCGUUUCCGAGAAAAUGCUCGUGGAGUUGAGCUGCUGGAGCCCUGGGGUUCAUCGCCACUAUCCGCCAAAACGCCCAGUCAAGACUCAUGAAAGACAUCUUCGAUAGCUGAUGGCUUGUCUUACUGGUCAACGGUAAGUCUCAGCACGUAGAGGACUUGGUCUGGAUCCAAUUCAGGCACAUAUAUACUUGGACCUGCAUUCGCGAGCGGUCUCGACUCGAUCGUUCUUCGGAUCUAGACUCUUACCAUCACAGGCAUUUGACCAUACGUUAACAACAGCCUCGAAUUGAUAUAACUGAGUGAUAAAUCGCGACAGCAUGGCUACUCUCGACUGCCUCCGACAUCCUCACCACAUUUCUUUGAUUGACAGGCAUUCCCUUCGCGCCAAACUCCAGCACUUGGGCGAUGAGUAUUACAAUGUCGACGCUCUGCCAUCACAUCAAGGGAUCUUAUCACCUAAGUUUGAUGUAUUCGAGAUCGAUACGAGUGGCCAAAGCAGCAGCAGCUCGGGCAACGUCGUUCCGCAAACCGUGACCGGCUGGUUGCUUGUCGGAGAACUUCCUGGAGUCAGAGUUGAGAAUAUCAAAAUUGAGUGGAUCGACGAGUCUAUAAUCUUCAUACGAGGGAAGAUUCCGAGCGCUACCAGUCAGAUCAUGACUUCAUUGCAGGGCUUUAACGGGAUUCAAGCAGCUCAGCUGAAACCACUCCACAGGGACCGACAAGAGGGGUCGUUCGAGCGCUCUGUGACGUUCCCAAUGAAGGUCCAGACGCAAACACUCGAGAUGGCGGUCAAGGAUGGUGUUUUAUUGGUCAAGGUCCUGAGGGCGGAGUAGGAGGAAUGGUAUGUCUUUCUCGAGGCAGGCCUGGGUGGUUUUGUGCUCUGGAACGAAGUCAACAGGCGAGGCGGCAGGCUUCGACUGACUCUCAUCUCUGUCAAUUGUCCAACAUGGCUUUGGACGCUGCACGAUGUCUUUUUGAACUUGGAGAGACUGUUGUUGGAGUUCUCUGUCUUGUGAAUCUUGGAGUGUUCUGUGCCUUUGUUCCAUUCUUCCACUUCUCUGGUCCCGUGACUGCACCAUACUUGGGAUCGACACUCUUUCUCGCGCCGUGGGAAAUAUAGAACACAGUUGAUUGAUUAUGUCCAGACUUUUCAGUGUCCCAUAAGCAGAGUGUCAGACUGACACUGGUGGUAUGAGCCAAUCCUCAUCGUUGAACCCCAAAUUGAAGCCUGAUGAAGACUGGAGUCGCUCCUUUGUAAAGGGCGCUUGGCCCAAUCUAGAC
Molecule: messenger RNA, 1545 nt
Organism: Exophiala oligosperma
Lineage: Eukaryota; Fungi; Ascomycota; Eurotiomycetes; Chaetothyriales; Herpotrichiellaceae
Exons: 2
Coding region: 582-1097 (171 amino acids)
Source: RefSeq, a predicted model, not a curated record